Molecule: messenger RNA, 870 nt
Organism: Ochotona princeps (American pika)
Lineage: Eukaryota; Metazoa; Chordata; Mammalia; Lagomorpha; Ochotonidae
Gene: RNASEH1
Product: ribonuclease H1
Biological process (GO): DNA replication, removal of RNA primer
Molecular function (GO): nucleic acid binding; magnesium ion binding; RNA-DNA hybrid ribonuclease activity
Source: RefSeq, marked validated
AUGCCCGGGCUCCUGUCUCUGGCCCACAGAGUCACCUGGGCCGCCGUGCGCCACGGCUGCCGCUGCUGCGGCCUCGGGAUGUUCUAUGCCGUCCGCAGGGGCCGGCGGACGGGGGUGUUCGCCAGCUGGGAGGAGUGCCGCGCCCAGGUGGACCGCUUUCCUGCCGCCAGGUUCAAGAAGUUCGCCACGGAGGAUGCGGCGUGGGCGUUUGUCAGGAGCGCGGCGAGCCCCGAGGGUCCUGCAGGGCAGAAAGACAAAGCUGCAGAGGCAUCGCUGGUGAGACCCGGCAAGCGGCCCCGGGAGCCGUCGGGGGAGGCUGAGGGUCUGGAGGGCACGGAGCCAUGCGCGAAGCAGGCGAGACAGCCCUCGGAGGCCCCGUUGGUCAGCCCGGACACAUUCUCUUACCUGGGAGAAUUUGUCGUCGUCUACACCGAUGGCUGCUGCUCCAGCAACGGGCGGAGGCGGGCACGAGCAGGGAUUGGUGUUUACUGGGGGCCAGGACAUCCUUUAAACCUCAGCGUUAGACUUCCUGGGCGACAGACGAACCAAAGAGCCGAGGUCCAGGCAGCCUGCAGAGCCAUUGAACAGGCCAGGGCUCAGCGCAUCCACAAGCUGGUCCUUUAUACGGACAGCAUGUUCACUAUAAAUGGCAUCACCAGCUGGGUUGAGGGCUGGAAGAAGAAUGGCUGGAGGACCAGCGCUGGGAAGGAGGUCACCAACAAGGAGGACUUCAUGCAGCUCGAGAGGCUCACGCGGGGCAUGGACAUCCGGUGGAUGCAUGUUCCUGGUCACUCGGGAUUCACAGGCAAUGAAGAAGCUGACAGGCUGGCUCGGGAGGGAGCUAAGCAGCCUGAAGAUGGAGUCAUUUAG